This is a messenger RNA of Oncorhynchus kisutch (coho salmon), 6082 nucleotides long. It is a transcript of the gene tnfrsf1b, whose product is annotated as tumor necrosis factor receptor superfamily, member 1B. Lineage: Eukaryota; Metazoa; Chordata; Actinopteri; Salmoniformes; Salmonidae. Gene Ontology annotation, molecular function: protein binding. Bases 3899 to 5323 code for a protein of 474 amino acids. The transcript has 16 exons. The record is from RefSeq and is a predicted model, not a curated record.
CCUUGACCAGAGAUUCAACCAGGCAUGGUAAUUGAACUAACUGUAUUCUGCUGGUUUCUUUUGAAAGACUACAUUUAACAGAUGACUUCUCUAUAGUGCGAAAUGGAUUAUCAACGGCAUAUUACCUCACGUCCAUUGAGAAUUCUUUGCCUUUUUAAUCUGGUAUCCUCUGUAUUGUUGUCCAGCUGUCCUCGAAUCUGUGACCCAGGCUUCAUUAUUGACAAGUGUAAGUGUGUCCUUUGUCCCGAUGGCGACUACUGGUACAUGCAGAACGGACUUCCGAAGUGUGACCGAUGCAGCGAAGCCUGCUCGGUGGAUCAGCACUUGACACAGGUGAAGGAAUGCGGCCGGGACUCAAACCGCGAGUGCCACUGUGACAGUGGCUUUUUCUGUGACAACGCUGCCCAGUAUACCUGCAGGAGGUGUAAGCCGUGCUCGCCCGGAACCUUCUCUAACAAACCAAACCUAACCAUGUCCUGCAAACCCCACACAGAUUGUGGCCAUAAGGGAAUGACUAUGGUGACAGAGGGCACUGCCACUCAGGAUCGUGUAUGUGCCCAGACCUCCCCUAACUCUCCUACAACCACUGCGCCUCCAACUGUCCAAAGCUCAGAGAUAGGCUUUCAUUCUUCUACCUCCAGUGGAGUCAGCACCACCCGAAAACCCCUCAUCAUAGCAUCCCCAUCUGGCCUGGUGGGGUCUACAUCUCCUGAUGCCUUUCCCAUAGCCACAAUUGACACAUCUGCAGACCCUUCACCAGCCUUACUCACCAGGCCUUCUUUGUCCCAAGCCCAAAGCGAGCCCUCUACCUCCCUCCCAACUAGGAAAAAAGUCGCUGAACACAGCUUCUUUGACCCCAACACAAAGCUCACCACCAGGAGAAACCUCAGAAAGGUGGACAGUAACACCCCACCUGCAGAGUCUGCCUCUGCACCUCUUACCACAGAUGACAAUGACCCACCUCCUCUCUCAGCAACAGAUACUGGACCGAGCCCUUCCACUCUCCCUUGGCUGCUGCUGAUAGGUGGGCUACUAGGGGUUGUCGUGCUGCUGGUUGUUUACUUUGUCCGUUGUAAGGAGAGGUCACUGAAGUCCCUAGACAAGUGGAAAGGUGAGCGAGUAAAGUGGUUAGAUAAUACAAACAACGUUAUGCAGUGAUGCAUCAGAUUAUAUGCCAUGUUUCCCUUUCUAUAAAACACAGUAAAUAAAUACACUUACAAUAAUUAUAGGGAGACAGUGAAACAUUGUGGUGUAUACAUGCAUAUACAAUAUGCAUUUUGAUUUCUUGAUUCCUUUUAUAUUCCUUUAGGUCCAGUAUUUGGUAUAAAUGUGAGUACAGUACUAAUUCUCUAUUUGCAUAAUGUAUGUAUCGAACUUCUGCAGUGUUGCUAGAAGAAUAAACGGUGACUUCUCGAAAGUCAAAUGGGUCACUGUGUGAGAAUGUGUCUCUCCCUUUAGGAUGAGCAGAUUUGUAAGGAAGGUUUAAGAGGGAGCUAUAAUGUGUGGGAGAGCUAUCAUUGUCCUGCUGCCCUACAGAUGGCUUCCUAUAUACAGGCCCAGCCACCACAGGAGAGUUGCCCAUACCCGGAGGCCCAGCAUCUUCUGGGGAGUGAGACUGGGGGAAAUCCUAGACAGGAUGGUGCAGGGUUGCUACCUCCAGGGGUCAUGAAGCAGGUCACAGUGGACCACUCUGGUGGAGAGAACAUUAGCAACACAGUGGGGUCCAUUUACAUCUACUCUCCGGGGACGGUUGUCCUGGGAUACAACAAGUCGGAGAGGAAGGUGGAUCAAGUCGAGAAUGGGGUAGAGGGCUGUCCCCUCACCAGAACACCCCAGCAGGAGUCCUCCUGCCCCCUCCCUGAGGGCCCUGCUCUGGGGCCAGAGAGAAUGAGUACACAGGAGGAGACCUGCAAAGAGCUGAGAUACCCCAUCCCGGCCACCAGCAACUGAGAACUAGAAAAAAAAAUGAAAUUAAGGAUUAACUAUGGAAAAAGCCUGAGGAGGAGCAACUUCAUUCAAUAUCAACUAUCAUCUCUAGGGGAAGAAUGCAGGCAGAUUAUUAUUUGCUACUGUAAAGACUGUUAGACUGAAUGGCUUCCUUCUGUACAAGGAUUGCCAAAGCCACUGGGGUCCCUCAUGGGUCUUCUAUUAUGAAAGAGUGACAGUUUGUUCCAACUGUAUGUAAUAGUCUUAGCACGGUUUCAAAUUCACUGUAAGUCACUGUUGUGACAGCAGUGCUGGGACAGUUUGUGAGAGCAAUGCAUGGUCUGUUUGAUAUGGGGUGUCAACACUGUGAGUCGGAGUUUCCCAUCAUAGGGUACAUGUACACAAUGUCGCCAGAUAGUGUGAGAGUCUACGUGUAUCAACCACAGAAACAGUGAAGACAAGAAAUUCAUAUGAGGUGGGAAGUAACCUAUAUAACAAGUAGGGUUUGGCGUGUGAAGAGCUUACAAUUUCCAUUGUAAAGUAAUACAGGGACUGUCUGGACAAUUUAAAAUCAAACAUAGCCAUGUUCACUGGUUAUAACCUUUGUUCUGUGAAUUUUUGAUCAAGACAUUGCUAUGUACAGUAGCCUACAGAACGAAGACAGAAGAAAGAUGAUUUUAUAACAGACAAUAGCAAUCUGUUCCAGUCUAUUCCUUGACAUAAAUGUACACAAAUGAACAAACUAUUUCAAGUCAUCUCUUUAUGGUGAAACCACUUAUGUAGUUGACUAUGACUAUGGGCAGCCAAUCACUGUCUGUUAAUCAUGCAGAACAAUUGUAAUAUUUUGUCUGUUUGACAAACGCAUGUGACGUAGGCUAUGCCCAUAGCAUGAGCUGUUUGAUUACCCCAAUUUUUCUUUUAUCCUUCUGAAAUUGUAGAACUUUUUCAAGCAAGUAUUUACCGACAAAACACACCGUUUACGAUGAUUUCUGUGUUAGUAUGGAGGAAUGAAAAAUGGUCUCUCUUUUUGUAUAGUAGUGGUGCUGAAAAUGGUGACUCAACAUUUUGUGGUUAACAUACCAAAUUUGGCACAGAUGUAGAUGUACGGUGCCUUCGAAAAGUAUUCAGGCCCCUUGACUUUUUUUCCACUUUUUGUAAUGUUACAGCCUCACUCUAAAACAUGAUAUAUAUAUAUAUAAAAAAUCCUCAGCACUCUACACACAAUACCCCAUAAUGACAAAGCGAAAACAGGUUUUUAGAAAUUUCUGCAAAUGUUCUGCUGUUCUGCAAAUUAUUCUGCUGUCCGCAUAGGAGAACCCUUUUUGGUUCCAUGUAGAACCCUUUACCCCCGACAUAGGACCCAAAAGGGUUCUACCUGGAACCAAAAAGGGUUCUUCAAAGGGUUCUCCUAUGGGGACAGCCGAAUAACCUUUUUAGGUUCUAGAUGGCACCUUUUUUCCCCCGAAUAGGGUAGUGAUGGCACCAGUUUCCAUAUCGCCUAUAACUCAAUCGCCAAUUUCUCAGCCUCUGAGUAUCACAGAAACACAAGACUCUGAAUGAAUAACAGAAACAUGUUAAUGACAAGAUCCUAUGACUGAAAUGGAUCAAAACAUGGAAAAGCAUGCAAACAUUUAUAUUUUAAACAUAAGAUUUGACUAUAAAUGUGUUAACAUUCUUAAUAUUUGUAUUGUGUUGUGUUACAAAAGGUUAAUGAAAGAAAGUAUUACUGCUUGACACUGCCUCUGCAAUCAUUACCAGUUUGGGUACAGUACAUGGACUUCUUGAGGAAAUUGAAAUCGAAGGUUACUGCAGUGCAAAGACGCCCUCAGUUUCCUCAGCUAGUCAGCAGUUCAAGGAAACGCGCACUUUUGUUCCAGGUUGUAAUUCGAGUGUUCUUCUGUAGGCUAACAAUACGGUUUCAGUAUGGACUUUUUCGCAAGAUCUUAAAGGGUCAAUAAUAGUUCAAUCAAUCAUGAUACUGAGGACUGUAAGUGGCGUUCUUACAGUAAGGAUUUUUCUAGCCAUCAUGGUGCAGCCUGUUGAGAACAUGGUGUACACUCUGCCAUACACACCAGACUCAGACGGAUCCUGCCGCAACAAAACAGCUGAAUACUAUAACCCAGAUGUAAACCUGUGCUGCAGCAAGUGCACUUCUGGGACACGCCGGAAAGUUGUAUGCAGCUCUACCUCAGACACGGCGUGUGAACCAUGUCCUAGUGGCCAGUACAGCGGGACCUUUAAUUACUUCCCAAAAUGCUUCAGAUGUCCCAAGUGUUCAGCAGACAAAGGCCUGAAGUAUGUCCAGAAGUGCUCCAGCACCACCAAGACCCAGUGUGCGUGCCAGACUGGGAUGUACUGCGUACUGGACCAACACCCGGACUGUAAGGAGUGUGCCAGUUAUACAUACUGCAAGCCUGGUCAUGGGGUCUCUGUAGAAGGUACCACAGCUGGACAGGAGGCUGGGACAGCAGAGUCGGAUGUGGAAUGUGCAUCAUGCCCCAAUGGAACCUUCUCUGACCAGCACUCCUACACCCAGAUCUGUCAGCACCACACAGAUUGUGUGUCUCAGGGGAGGGACGUACUGACUUACGGUACAGCCACCACCGAUGCGGUGUGUGGACCGAAGGUAAAUGGGCGACUGGUCUCCAUCCUCCAAACCACCACACCUCCAAGCCCACUGACCACAAUGCCACCCUCUGGUAAAGUGCAUACCACAUCAAGUCUACAGAGCAUGGAAAUGUCUACAGUACCAACCACCCUGGGCUCAAAGCUGACAUCUAGUCCCUCUGAUCCACGGGUCAUCGCUCCAAUGGAAGACAAAUCACCAGGCGUCGACCUUUGGAUAGUUGCAGGUGCUAUCGGAGGUGUUAUGUUCCUGCUGCUGAUCAUAGGCACUAUCAUUUACAAGAAAGCCUUCACUAAGUUCAUACGUGUAUCUUCUACAGAAGAUAUAAAUGGAAAUUCUGAGAAGGAGGCCAUUAAAUGUCUGCUGGGGAAAGGAGACUGCAGUAAUGUCGGUCAGGCAGAGACCAAGCAGGAUGCUAUUAAGACCUGGUCAGGCUCUGGGUGCUCCAACAGCCUGGAGGGCCUGUCAAUAUGCCCCGUCCAGUCCACCCUUCCACAGCCCAGCAUCCUGGCCAGCACCCCCCAGCCCGGCCCCCAAUUCACCAGCCCUCUGGCAUCUGUCCCCCUAGUUAAUGUCAACAUCACUGUUACCUACCCUGUGAACAUAGGAAAUGAGUUAAGCUCCAGACCUACCAGCACCCAGAUAGACUCACCACAAGCCGACCCCGAGACCCCUUUAUCAAGGGAGGAGGAGGUGUAUGUGAACAUGCCGCAGCGAGAGAGUUGCAAAGAGGCACUUACGGCAGUACAGGAGUUUGGAAAUUAUGUAUGAGGACUGGAGGCAUAUGGGGGAGGAUCAGGCAAUAGAUUGUGUUUUAGUGAUGUGUUUUUCACUGUGACUGUUGUCUCUGUUAUAUGGUUUCUACUUGAAGUACUGGUGGUGACUGUGUUGGUAGAGAGGGACAGAAUGACUGUUCAUGUGCCUCAGGUAGGAUUUCCCAAACUUUGCACAAUUUGCAUAAGUUAUACCCAGGGAGGGUACCCGAGUUUGGGAAACCCUGGUAUAUACCCUGAUAUAAUGUGCUGUCUGUGCUGGAAAGUCUUGAACACCUGAUUUAGAUUGUCAUUAACUGCUUGAAGAAUUAUUGAUAAGUGAAUGAUGUAUGCAAUUACUGUGAAUGUUGUUGUAAGUAUACUGUAGAUGUGACACGGCUCAAGGUAUCCCGAAAUCUUUUAUCAUAAGUAGGCAAUAACCUUUCCUACACAUGCCAUACUUUUGGGGGAAUUCAUAAUGGCCUGUGCCAUAUGAGAAGAUUUCAUUUGUAUUCUUAUGAGGGAAGAGCGUGCCUAUACUUUCCAGAGUAAGGGUUCUUUGUCUCUUUUUUUAAUCAAACUGAAAUGGUAGACUAAAUGAAACUGCUUUGUUUGUUGUUGUUUUUUGACCUACACCUGUUGAACCGUGUGCAGAUCAUGAGUAAUACAUUCUCAACAUCAGCUCAAUAAGAAGUUAAGAAUGAUGGAUGAGACAUUUUUGUAUGAAGGGUAUUGUUUUUCUCUAAUACUAUCACCACCUACUGGUGGAACAAAUAUA